AUGUUGACGCAGGACGAUUUGAAGGCCAAGCUAGAGAAAGAAAUACCUAACUUCUACCAUGCACUUAUAACAGAUACAUCAAAUGGGUGUGGGCAGUCAUUCGAUGUAGUCGUCGUUAGCGACGUAUUUGUUGGAAAGAAUAAGCUAUCGCGUUGUAGGAUAGUGAAUAAGGCGUUAGCUGAAGAAGUAGCCCAAAUUCAUGCGUUUGGCUGUAAGUGCUAUACAACCAAUGAAUGGAAUGAAAUUCUAGGGAACUAG
Messenger RNA from Kluyveromyces lactis, 258 nucleotides. RefSeq names its product Bol2p (gene BOL2). Gene Ontology annotation, cellular component: nucleus; cytosol. Gene Ontology annotation, molecular function: 2 iron, 2 sulfur cluster binding. The record is from RefSeq and is a predicted model, not a curated record. Gene Ontology annotation, biological process: intracellular iron ion homeostasis. The transcript has a single exon. The coding region runs from base 1 to 258 and encodes 85 amino acids. NCBI's taxonomy places the organism in Eukaryota, Fungi, Ascomycota, Saccharomycetes, Saccharomycetales, Saccharomycetaceae.